Molecule: messenger RNA, 465 nt
Organism: Pieris macdunnoughi
Lineage: Eukaryota; Metazoa; Arthropoda; Insecta; Lepidoptera; Pieridae
Source: the annotation of a GenBank genome assembly
AUGCCAGUCAAAGCUGUUUGUGUCCUUAAUGGCGACGUAAGCGGAACAGUGUUAUUUGAUCAAAAGGAUGACAAGGCACCAGUUGUUGUAACUGGAGAGGUCAAAGGUCUAUCCAAGGGAAAACAUGGUUUCCAUGUACAUGAGUUUGGUGAUAAUACUAACGGAUGUACUUCAGCUGGUCCCCAUUUCAACCCAUUUAAGCAAGAUCAUGGAUCUCCAGAUGCGGCUGUGCGACAUGUUGGAGAUUUAGGCAACAUUGAAGCACAAGAUGGUGGAGUUACUAAGGUAUGCAUACAAGACUCCCAAAUCUCACUCAGUGGUCCUCACAGUAUUAUUGGACGCACACUGGUUGUUCAUGCAGAUCCAGAUGACUUAGGAAUUGGUGGCCAUGAGCUGAGCAAGACCACGGGUAAUGCUGGUGCACGUAUUGCCUGUGGUGUUAUAGGAUUGGCUAAAGCUGAAUAA